GAGUUCUCGCGCAGCGUUUCCGCUUACCUAAAUAAAGACCUGGCGAGCGGAGGACGGGAGCCCAACCGCUCUAAAGGACAGAAAUCCCCGACAAAGAGCCCGGGAAGUGCCGUCUUAGUGAAACUAAUGUCUCGAAUCUGAAAAAAAGGAGGGCUUGCUGGUAACCUUGACAUCGAGGAUUCUCUGGCUGGUCGCGCGGAAGGGGAAAGAUGUGCGAUGGAAUGGUAGCGUUUCUGACGAGAGUCCCGUCCUCCUCCUCCUCCUCCUCCUCCUCCUCCUCCUCCUCGCUAGACCACAGGCUGGCUGCCUCCGCGUUGCUCCUCCUCCUCCUCACACUGCUGCCGUCCAGUCACGCAUCAGGAUGUCCCCGUCCGGACGGCAUGGCCCACGGGGACCUGGUGAACCAGACGGAGGCCAACCGGGGCUCCUUCCCGCCCGGCACCCUACUGACCUACGGCUGCGAGGUGGGCUACGCCCCGGACGGCCCCCCCACCAUCGCCUGCACCGGCACCGGGGCCUGGUCCCACCCGCCCCCCCGCUGCCUCCGCAGUAACGUGUGUUCGCCCCCCACGGAGCCGGAGAACGGGGGCUACCGGUGUCACCCCACACCCUGCCAUCGCCUGGCCCAGAAGACCGUCAUCGAGUACUUCUGUGACGAGGGGUACGCCCUCAAGGGGGACUACAAGUUCCUCACCUGCCAGAACGGGGAGUGGGACGCGCCCAUGCAGAUCAGCUGCCGCCUCAGCCAAGACAGGGAGCCCACCUCUCCGCUGGGCAUGCCCGCCCUCUCCAUCGUGGCCUCCACCGCCAGCUCUGUGAUCCUCAUCCUGCUGCUGGUGGUGCUGUUUGUCCUGCUGCAGCCCAAACUCAAGUCCUUCCACCACAGCAGGAGGGAGCAGGGCGUGUCUGGCCAGUCGUGCUCCAUCAUGGUGGAGGGCGUGCAGGUGGCGUUGCCCUCCUACGAAGAGGCGGUGUACGGCAGCGACGGCGCUCGCAGCAGCCCUCCGCCCUCUCCUCCUCCUCCUCCUAAUCCCCCAGCCCAGCUUCCGUCCGAGUCCCGGGUCCCCAUCGUGUUCUCCGAGGGCCCGUUGCCACAGCAACACCAGGGGCCUUCGGAGGCGGGACCCUCUAGAACCCGCCACCAACACCACCAGAACCAUCACCACCAACACCAGCUCCACCACAGAGACUUGGACCUCUGCCUUCCCUCCACCUCCUCCUCCUCCUCCUCCUCCGCCUCCUCCUCGUCACGCCGCCACGCGGAGACGGUGCUGGUUCACCAGGCGCCCCACCCCUCCUGCUCCUCCUCCUCUGCCUCGUCCUCCUGGGCUAGAGGGCCCUUGAGGGGGGCGUGCGCGGCGCCACUGCCCCUCCGCAGAGACUCCGACAGCAGCGACCAGCACAGCCUGCUGUCCAUGGCCUCGGGUGACGACUACUCUGAUGAUAUUCCUCUGCUGAAGGAAGCAUGACGCUUGGAACCCAGAGACCCCCUCUUAUCUGUCACCCCGAGCUCUCUUACUGCUGAUAAGGCCUGACUGUGGAUCUCCACCAGUCCCCACCAACACACACACACACACACACACACACACACACACACACACACACACACACACACACACACACACACACACACACACACACACACACACACACACACACACACACACACACACAGACCGCAACCAAAAAGAAGAAGAAGCAAACCGCCCGCAAACGUCCUCCUUCUCUCCACCCCGUUAAUAGACUCUUGCCUGCUGCCACACAGACAUGCAUAUCGAGUGUGUCCGCCCCAGUAUAAACCAAACUCUCCGUCUCUCUCAA
Messenger RNA from Gadus macrocephalus (Pacific cod), 1821 nucleotides. RefSeq names its product sushi domain containing 6 (gene susd6). Bases 210 to 1469 code for a protein of 419 amino acids. Lineage: Eukaryota; Metazoa; Chordata; Actinopteri; Gadiformes; Gadidae. The record is from RefSeq and is a predicted model, not a curated record. The transcript is spliced from 7 exons.